Paraglomus brasilianum is the source of this 226-nucleotide messenger RNA. NCBI's taxonomy places the organism in Eukaryota, Fungi, Glomeromycota, Glomeromycetes, Paraglomerales, Paraglomeraceae. The record is from the annotation of a GenBank genome assembly.
AUCUUUUGGGCAAAUAAUGUUGAGCAUAAGCGAUGAUAAUACUCGUCCCAUUGACGGAUACACAAAGAACGGCUUGCAACUCGUUAAAAUGGGAGACGAAACAAUUACACCCACAACAAAUGGAGCAUGUUGUGAACCUGUAGCUACAGAUCAGCGUAUGCGUAGCAAUAAUUCGUUCCCAGAAACGUGGCAAGCGUUGAGACAGCAUCGUAUUCCUUGGCUCUGA